Mastomys coucha (southern multimammate mouse) is the source of this 1759-nucleotide messenger RNA. RefSeq names its product small nuclear RNA activating complex polypeptide 1 (gene Snapc1). Gene Ontology annotation, biological process: snRNA transcription by RNA polymerase II; snRNA transcription by RNA polymerase III. The transcript is spliced from 10 exons. Gene Ontology annotation, cellular component: snRNA-activating protein complex. NCBI's taxonomy places the organism in Eukaryota, Metazoa, Chordata, Mammalia, Rodentia, Muridae. The record is from RefSeq and is a predicted model, not a curated record. Bases 49 to 1236 code for a protein of 395 amino acids. Gene Ontology annotation, molecular function: sequence-specific DNA binding.
UGAUGUGACGCGCCUGGGGCGGUGCUAUAGGACCUUCUGGGCUCCCGGAUGCCCCAGCCCGGAGUAAGCAUGGGGACUCCGGCGGGCGCCGGGACCCGUCCCACGGGCUCUGGAACUCUUGAAGGCGUGGGGACCCCUCCGGGCCUGCAGACUGACUGCGAGACGCUGCUCAGCCGCUUCCAAGAGUUGGACAGCGUGCGCUUCGAGGACUUUGCGGAGCUCUGGCGCAACAUGAAGUUCGCGACCAUCUUCUGUGGCAAAAUGAGAAAUUUAAAAAAGAACAUGUUUACAAAAGAAGCCUUAGCUUUGGCGUGGCGCUACUUUUUGCCUCCACACACCUUCCAGAUCAGAGUUGGCGCUUUGUAUCUUCUAUACGGGUUGUACAACACACAGCUGUGCCAGCCGAAACAAAAGAUCAGAAUUGCCUUGAAGGAUUGGGAUGAAGUUAUUAGAUUUCAGCAAGACUUGGUAAACGCACAGCAUUUUGAUGCAGCUUUUGUUUUCAGGAAGCUUCGGCUUGACAGAGCCUUCCACUUUACAGCGAUGCCCAAGCUGCUUUCAUGUAGAAUGAAGAAAAAGGUUCAACAAACUGAAGUGACACAAAAAUUUAAGGACCCGAAUGAUCGUGUAAUGAAACUUAUCACUUCUGAUGUGAUAGAGGAAAUGCUGAAUGUUCAUGAUCAUUAUCAAAAUAUGAAGCAUGCUAUUUCAGCAGACAAGUCCAUGCCAGACAAAGCUCUCAGUCUGGUAAAGGAGGAUUUUUUUGACAACAUUAAGAACAUAGUUUUGGAGCAUCAGGAGUGGCACAAAGAACGGAAGAAUCCCUCCUUAAAACCCAAACUUAAAGAUGGAGAAGAGAAUAGCGAAGGCACUUCAGAGGAGCUGGAGAGAUGUGAAAGAGCGAUGUCUUUAGCGAAAAUAAAAGCAAAAGCCUUUUCAGCUGUCGCCCAGGUGUCCAAGUCUAGGAGGCAUCGCCAGUCCAAGCUUGACUCUUCUGACUCUGAUUCUGGGUCUGGACAAGUGCAAGGCAAAGCAGCUAAGAGAAAGAGAGCCCGACAGCCAGCGGAACCAGCAGGAAGGAAGAGGUCUUCCAGGGGCAAAGGUAAUGCUCCAAAUGAACGGAAGGAAGAGGAGUCUUCACACCUGAGCAUGCCUAUUAUUACAGAGGAGGAAGAAGACAUGGAUGCUUUCAGCAAAGCAGAGUUCACUGCACCCAAGAAGAAGAGAAAAUGCUGAACCAGGAGGCUGGGGGAGUUUUAAAUUUUGAGCUUUCCAAUAGAAGAAAUGGUGUUAUGUUGUGUUCUGAGCAGGAAGUAGCCAGUGAAGACUAAAUCUGAGAGCAAGAUCAUUUCUGUGAAAUGGGAGAGCCUGUCGUAGGGCAAGAGCUGGAGGAAAGGUUUACUCUGAAGCUUAAUUUUAACAUUUUUGUUAAUAUUGUGAUUUGUAACAAAAUAAAUUGUAAAUGUGUUAAACUUGUUAAACUUGUUAAAGGCCUGUGUGAGUGGAGAUAAAGUUUCUGUAACCUUUAGAAUGUGAUAGAAAGAUUGUACAUUUGUGAGUUAACACUCUUUCCUGGAAGUUUCUGUGAUGUACUGAAUGCAGUACUGUAAUGUUUACAAUUCUGUUUUUAAAACAUUGUUUGAAAAUACUGUUUAUAUAUAAAUGACUCAUACCUGUCACCUAGCAAUGGAUUUGGCUGUGGUUUUUGUUGAAUAUUUUGUGUGUUAUGGUUAAGUGCAAUAAAAAUUUUGCCCCCUUG